Fundulus heteroclitus (mummichog) is the source of this 4257-nucleotide messenger RNA. It is a transcript of the gene adrb3a, whose product is annotated as adrenoceptor beta 3a. The transcript is spliced from 3 exons. Gene Ontology annotation, biological process: norepinephrine-epinephrine-mediated vasodilation involved in regulation of systemic arterial blood pressure; adenylate cyclase-activating adrenergic receptor signaling pathway. Lineage: Eukaryota; Metazoa; Chordata; Actinopteri; Cyprinodontiformes; Fundulidae. Gene Ontology annotation, molecular function: norepinephrine binding; epinephrine binding; beta3-adrenergic receptor activity. The record is from RefSeq and is a predicted model, not a curated record. Gene Ontology annotation, cellular component: membrane. Bases 454 to 1926 code for a protein of 490 amino acids.
GAGAGAGAGAGAGAGAGACUACGCUGGUGGUGCUUGUAAAGGCGUCAGUGUUUGCUUGAUUUCUUCACAGUUGCAUUGUGGCUAGAUCAAGAUUCUGCCAAAAACUACUCCCACUGGACAGAUUUAAAUGGACAUAACAAAAUUUUUCGCACUCCAGAACUUUUUUUUCUUGACACACUUGCGUUUUUCCAGGAUUCAUGAACUUUUUGCAACUUUUUUAGUUUUGUGGACAGGUUGGAUUUAUCGCUUGGGAGCAAGUCUUGCUUGUUUUGAAAAGAUGGAGCACCACUACCCCGAUCUGAGGGCUGCCAGAGCAGGACUCCUAAGGUGUGACAUAUGAGCAUUCAGGGCAAAGAAGAGAAAUCAUUUGCAGGGGAAACUUCACUAACCCUCAGUUUUGAGAGGAUUUAUUUGUAUUUUCAACUUGUGGUAACUGGGUCGAACCAAUGAAAGAUGGCUAACGUCAGCAUAGAAACCCACAUCACUUCACCAGGAGAGUGGUUCUACGUCGUGGCGUUCAACAUUAUCCUGGUCACCGUGGUGGGAAACCUGCUGGUCAUUAUUGCUGUGGCACGCACUCCACAAUUGCAGACUUCAACGAACAUCUUAAUCAUGUCGUUAGCAUGUGCGGACCUUAUCAUGGGGGUCCUUGUGGUCCCAUUUGGGGCCACUUAUGUAAUGAUAGGUGAUUGGCCGCUUAGUAAAACUUUAUGCAACCUCUGGACUUCUAUUGACAUUCUGUGUGUGACGGCGAGCAUUGAAACGCUUUGUGUCAUCGCAGUUGACCGGUAUGUGGCCAUCACCAGGCCACUGCGAUACACAGUUCUACUCUGUAAAUUUCGUGCCAGAGUGAUAGUUUGUCUAGUCUGGGUUGUGUCUACUUUCAUUUCAUUUGUACCAAUUAUGAUGACAAAUUGGUGGCUAAAAGAUGGGGAGCCGUGUUAUAACAAUUCGAAGUGCUGUGACUUUGUGGUUAACAAAGAAUAUGCUAUUUCAACCUCUUUAGUCUCCUUUUAUAUCCCUCUGGUAAUAAUGAUAGCUGUGUAUGCACAAGUGUUUGUUAUUGCAGCGCGGCAGGUCAAGCUCAUAAAGAAAAAUCGUCCACGUUUCCAGAACGAAUGUCUUGCUCAGAUUCAAACUGGCUCCAACUCGAACAAUCACCUGGCACCAGCGUGCGUGGGCUCCAACAGCUACAACAACGUGGCGAGGAGAAAGAGUGCCAAGAGGAGACCAUCACGACUGCUGAUUGGUGAGCUCAAAGCCAUCAAGACUUUGGGCAUCAUCAUGGGGACCUUCACCAUAUGCUGGCUGCCGUUCUUUGUUGCCAACAUUAUCAAAGCUUUUAAAGAAGACAUCCUCGAAGAGCCAAACUUCCUGUAUCUAAACUGGCUGGGUUACAUCAACUCCGCCCUCAAUCCCAUCAUCUACUGCAGGAGUCCAGAGUUUCGAACUGCUUUCAAGAACCUAAUUGGUUGCCCAUGGCUGUCCACAGUGUGGCUAAACUCUUUCUAUAAGGAACUGCGGACUCGCUGCUCCUGCUUUCUGUGGCAAACUGAUUCGGGCGCUGUGGGGUCUUUCCAAAAGCCUCCAGAUGUUAAGACUGAGGGAAGUGGCAGCCUGGGCAGCAGAAGUGAGGACAUGUCCGUUGGUCUUUCCCAGUCCAAUGGCAGCACACAGUUCACCGACUGUUUGGAACCAGAAUCCCAAUUUUCAGCUAAUGAAUACAUCGUUGGUGAUUUGGCCUAUGCGGAGGAGAAAGUCAGGACAAAUGUUGUCCUUGAGGUAGAAGCGUGGACACCAAAUGGACGGACACCCCAGCAGCUUGAAGCUGGCCGACCAGACGGUUCUAAUGGGGCUGAUGAAGUGGAAGCUGUCAAUGAAGCUGGGGUUGGUGAUGGACUAAACCAAGCGGACAAUAUCAACUGACGCACAGUACAGGAAGAGGAUGACUGAACUGUUACAUGUUGAUCUACUGAAGAAAACUGUUACUGUGACUCCUGCAGCGCCUGAGACCAAUCUGCCUUGAAGGCCAGUUAAAGCGCAACAACAGCUGAAUGAAGCUUUCCCAAAGAGGACGAACGGACGGACUGAAAGCAGCAGAUUUGGACCGGAAAGGACCGCCGUGACUUUUUUUUUCUUUUGUCGAACAGGACUUUGGCUGCUGUAGAAUGCUGCUCCACAGACAUUUGUUGACACCAGACGUACUUCCUGUUGCCAUCCACAUGUUGACACAUUGUUUACAAAGAGUAUUCAUGAAAAAGACAAAUGCACAUUCUGAAUGCAUUGCUAAUCCUUCAAACACAGUGCACAAUAUGAGCCCUGUGGUCACAGAAAUAUCAGCUUCAACUUAUUAUUUACAGUGCAUUAAGUGGUAAGUUAUGUAUUUAUGAUACACUGAAUCUGUAGCAAAAUGACAAGUUCUGCUGAGGUUGGCGUCACUGUAGAGACGUUCUCUUCACACAAACCUUUCAGUGUAAUAUCCUCCAAACCAACGAGCUGUGCAGUGAAAUAACCAACUCUGUCCAAACUUGUUUUUGUUCUGAGCCUUGGCUCUUUGUUCGCACAAUUCUGCCUUGAUUCCUCUGUUUUGUUGUUAUCGUUUUCAUUUUGUCAUAAUGUGAAAAGCGUCUGUUAAGAAACCUUCAAUAUGAUUCUGGUUAGUACGUGUUUUUGUGCAAGCAAGGUACAGUAUUUUAACUACAGUUAAAUAUAUAUAUAUAUAUCAAGUAAAUCUGCUAUAUGCUGUGUUGCUUACAAGGUCUAUGCCAAUAUAAGCUCAGUAAUACUCUCCAAAUAAAGAUAAAGAUGGAUUUUCUAAAGGGAACUUUUGCUUACACAUUCUCUAUUACUACACUAUACCAUAAGAAUUUAGGACAAUAUUGUUAAAAAGGGUUAUUUUUUUUAAACGAAUUGACAAGGAUUUAGACACAACAAAUAAAUGUAAAAGAAAAUUGUUUAAUAAUUUUUAGAGACAAUAGUCAGGAAGCUAUGAGGGAAUAGGUUUGAUUUAAAGUGCAAUUCAAGCUAGAGAAAAAGUGAGCCUGUCUUUCUUAAAAACCAUUAGGUCAUGAUACCACCUCAGCUUGGUAGGGACACGGGACAGUGUGAAAUGUGUCCUAUUUUCCGAUGCAUGCAAAUAUAACAAGCAGCACCCCUGACGCUGUUUGUCCGGGUUGUGGCUGUUUGGGCACAUUCAGAUUCCUGGUAUCGUCCCUUCGGCCCUUCAGCCCUUCAGCCUUUAUUUUAGUAUGAUGAAAUGAUCCUCCUGAAUGGAAAACAUUUUCCUGUUUUCUAAAUGUGGCUGCAAAGCAGCUGUACCUCAACUGCAGGCAAAAUAGUAAUCAGCCGUGAUAAGGUUGACCUCAUGCAUACAUCGGGCUAUGGUUGGUGUUAAAAAAAAACAAGUUUGUAGGGUAAUGGAUCACAUGUCAUUCAAAUUAUGCAAUCAAAAUAAAAUCUGAACCUGGGUAACAUUAAACCAUUUUAAAUGCAGUUAUAUUUAGAUAUUUAUUAAGAAUGCCUUAGAAUUGCAACAUAAACUAGCAGCAAAGAAAUUGUUUCAUACUGCAGUGAAUGUUGCUCUCAAAGCAAUUUCUGACCAUUUCUAAAUACUAAACUUGUAUAGAUAUUUAUUAAAGUAGGUGUUGAAUUUGUUUAUGGUGGCUUAACUUUUACAUUGGUCUUUUUCAAUCUCAUUAAGGACUUGUUGGUUGAAUAUUGACUUACGCAUUUCUUGUUAUGAUGGGUCUUUGCGGCUGCUCCCUUACGCAGGCGUCGCCGCAGCAAGUCAGUACAAUGCAGACUGGGCAGAGUUGCUCUUCCUGAUGCAACCGAGAUUCAAACUCCGUAUGGAUUUACCCCGCAACACCACAAAGGGACAGAUUUGUGCAUUUCCUGUCAAAAUCCAAAACAGAAGAUUUCGUCAUCCAAUUUAAAAGCAAAAAAAAAUAAAAAAAGAAUAUAUGUUUUGUCCAGGAAAAUAACAUAAAAAUAACAGAAUCCACAAUUUCACUUUUUUUGUUUGUUUUUGCAAUUUGUUUUAUCUGUAAUAGUCUGAUUGUGUUAAACUUGCAAAUUAUGAUCAACAUGUGCACAUCAGUAUAACAAUUACAUCAGAUCACCAAUUAGCAUUUUUGAAAUGCAUUGUUAUUUUUUGUUAUUAUUAAAUAGUUGGUCAAUUUUAAACAUACCUCUUUAUUUGGACAUUUGCAUUCCUGUAACACUCGAUGUUGAACUUCCAAAUUAAUUCACUAUAAA